This is a messenger RNA of Rana temporaria (common frog), 1089 nucleotides long. RefSeq names its product protein kinase C theta type-like. The transcript has 5 exons. The record is from RefSeq and is a predicted model, not a curated record. Bases 1 to 1089 code for a protein of 362 amino acids. Gene Ontology annotation, biological process: intracellular signal transduction; peptidyl-serine phosphorylation. NCBI's taxonomy places the organism in Eukaryota, Metazoa, Chordata, Amphibia, Anura, Ranidae. Gene Ontology annotation, molecular function: ATP binding; protein serine/threonine kinase activity.
AUGACCUUCUACUUGCAGAAGCAACAUGCUAAUGGAAAUGGAAAAGUGGAAACCAGUCCAAUGUUCAAAGUGAACAUGGCAGCACCUCCAGAAAAAUUCAAUGUAGAAAAGCAUAGGACCAUAAUCAAGUUCCUUUUUCUCCAAGGGAAAGGUGCAAAGCAGAGCGAUGAUGAAAUGUCACAAACUUUGGAAUCUGACUCAGACCUAUCGCGGGACUACCUUGCUGCCUCCAACAUGCCGACCUUGCCCUCAGAGGCCAGAGUGCUACAGGCGGCUCUGGGUAAUACCAAACCAGAAAUGAAACAUACUAGACUAGAUUAUACAAAGUCACAUAAUGGCUUUCUAGAAAAUGGAACAACAGAAGAAAUGAAUGAGAACGGCUGCCGGAAGAAGAAGGAGGAGGAGAGGAGGACGGGAAGUGCGGGAGUGGCCGGCCAGCGGAGUGGAUGGGCUGAGGGAACCGACAAGGCUAAGUUAGAGGCCGCAGGAGAGGGGACUGCCUGCACCGGGGCAGCAGCAUGGGUCGUCCUGGCAUCCCAUCCUGCCACAGACCAGAAACUGGCAGUCAAGGUGGUAACGAAAAGGCAAUUAUUAAAAGAAGAUCCUGAAAGUGUCCUUAUAGAGAGACAAAUACUUGAAGAAGUUGGAGAGAGUCCUUUUUGUUCACACGCCUAUGGAACCUUCCAAUCAGAAGAAAAUCUUUUCUUCGUUAUGGAGUACGUGAGAGGAGGAGAACUAUACGACCAGAUCAAGUCUUCUGCACCAUUACCAAUGGAUGCAAUAAGAUUUAUUGCUGCUGAACUUCUCUGUGCGCUGAAAUAUCUGCAUGGACGUGGUAUCAUUCAUAGAGACUUGAAACCCGACAACAUACUGUUUGACAGCUCCGGCCAUGUGAAAAUCAUAGAUUUUGGCCUUUCUAAAGUCGUUGUGGUUGGAUCCAAGAAAGUGCAUAGUAAUGUCGGUACUCCAUGCUAUAUAGCCCCCGAGGUUCAGCAUGGAAAACCCUACGAUGGUAUGGCCGACUAUUAUUCACUUGGUGUCAUCCUUUUUGAAAUGGCUACAUAUAUAUUUUUUUAUGAUGCACCUUAA